CCUCCUCCUCCUCCCUGCUUCAACCGCGACCCCGGCACCAAUCCCUCUGUAGGAUCGGUGGCCACCAGGGUCAGGCGUGUGAGGGCGCGGUUAACGUCAGCACUGUACACCCCCACGGCCUGCGGGCAACGGCCCCUGACCCAAGCCGGGGGGGGGCAAGGAAAAUUCAGGACACGGCUGAGCGGCCUCGCGCCCCCAUCGGGGCCAAAUCGAAGAACCACGAUGCACUCUUAUUCAGCCGAUCCGCGGCCCUCCCCGGCGAAGGGAGGCCAGGCCAUGAGAGCCCAGGCGGCCCAAAGCAACGGAACCAGGGGGCGGCGGCAAGCGCGAAAGCGCCAGGAGCGAUUCAACGAUGACAAAAACAAAAAAACACAAUCCGUCGUAACAGCGCUGGGGCUGGCCAGCGGACCGCAAGAGGAGGGAGGAGGAGGAGAGAAAUGGGAGGGGGUCGUUGGCGACAUGGUUCCGAUUUCGCCGCCGAGGGGGGGGGGGGCACCGGCAGCAGCGCGCCUCCAGCACGCGCCGCUCGGACUGCCACGCCCCCGCGCUGGGGCGCUUUCAGGCCGCCCUGCCUCGUGUCCGCGUGCGCGUGCCAGCCAGCGGGGCGGUCAGGGCGCCCGCCGCGGCCGGGCAGGAAAGCGGCCGCGGAUGGGGGGGGGGACUCCGCCUCGAUGCCUGCGUCUUCGACAAUUCCCCCCAAACUUUUUCACGUCGGCGGCGAGGCAGAAGUGCUGCUCCAGCGGCCAGCGAUCAGGGGCGACGGAGAGGCGAAUUGGCCGGCGUGCAGUAGGGGGAAAAAAGGGGCGAGCAGCAAAGAUGCCUGGGCCUGGAUCGCCAGCCGCACGGGCAGGCAGAUCACUCCUGCUUGGCCGGGGCGACGGCCGCGGGCGCGCCGCGGGCCGCUGGCUCGUCGGGAGCCUGCGGCCGCGCCGAAGCGGGGGGGGGGAAGCGGCUCGGCGGGAGCCUCCCGGCCGCGGCGGCGGACAAGACAAGACAAGACAAGAGCACUUGCGAGCCAGUGGCCCGAUGUCCUCUGAGGCGAGCUGUAUCAGCGGGCCGUGAGUAGCUAGUUACUCUCACCAACGUCGUUCGCUCCUGGCCCCAAGACUGUGGGUGCACGAACGCGGUGGCAACGUUGUGAAGGAGCCUUGCGUAUUGACCUCGGCCUUUUUGACCUCGCGUUCCGUUGUUCCCCAAUCAAAGCUUGCCUGUAGGGGUCGUAUCGGAGUCAUAUGGUUAGGUGAGGUUCG
This is a messenger RNA of Prorocentrum cordatum, 1250 nucleotides long. NCBI's taxonomy places the organism in Eukaryota, Dinophyceae, Prorocentrales, Prorocentraceae. The record is from the annotation of a GenBank genome assembly.